Messenger RNA from Olea europaea var. sylvestris, 1141 nucleotides. Its product is annotated as L-arabinokinase-like. The record is from RefSeq and is a predicted model, not a curated record. NCBI's taxonomy places the organism in Eukaryota, Viridiplantae, Streptophyta, Magnoliopsida, Lamiales, Oleaceae. Gene Ontology annotation, biological process: galactose metabolic process. Gene Ontology annotation, molecular function: L-arabinokinase activity; galactokinase activity. The coding region runs from base 503 to 838 and encodes 111 amino acids. The transcript is spliced from 3 exons. Gene Ontology annotation, cellular component: cytosol.
CAAAUCAUUUUGGUAUAUGCAUAAGUCUUAGUUUGUGUGUUCUGUCUAUAAUCCAAUGGAAGGUAGAGCAUCUGCCUUUGUCUUAUAUAUGCACACGAUGGAAACUUGUCGUCGAGGAACUGAAUUCAAUUCUUUAUUUUGAUACUAACCAAAACCAAAAGAAAGGUGGCAAAUUGAAGAAAAUCAUAUUCAUAGAUAGUACUAGAUGUUUAUAUUGAUCGAUAUCCACAUUAUGGUUCUCGUUAAAACUAGAACCUAUCGUACUUUCAGAAUACAUAAUAAAUGGCUUUGGUGAUAAUGCUUAUAAUUUUAUCCUCUGUUUGGUGGGGGAUUAAAAUCACAACUUUAAUAGAUUUUUCAUAAUAGUUGAUGAAAUAUGUGGUUAAAAUUAAUUAUUAACUUUGACUUAAAAUAAAAUCUAGUUUUAUUUGAUAUACAGGCUUUCAAAGCAUUACUAACAUCCGCAUCUUCGGAUGACCAGCUCUCUGCUUUAGGAGAAUUGAUGUAUCAGUGCCACUACAGCUACAGCGCCUGUGGACUUGGCUCGGACGGGACAGACAGGCUUGUUCAGCUAGUGCAAGAAAUGCAGCACAGUAAAAUUUCAAGAUCUGCCGAAGGAACUUUAUAUGGUGCAAAAAUUACUGGUGGAGGAUCGGGUGGAACAGUUUGUGUCAUUGGUAAAAACUGUCUAAGAAGCAGCCAGCAAAUUCUUGAGAUUCAGCAGAGAUACAAAGCUGCCACUGGUUACUUACCGAUACUUUUUGAGGGGUCGUCCCCAGGUGCCGGAAAAUUUGGCCACCUUAAAAUUCGUCGCCGGCUUCAAUCCAAGCAAGAUUGAUGGUUCCAUACAUAGGUAGACAUUAUAAUUGAUGACAUACCAUCUUGACUCUCACCAUUGAAACGUGGUCAAGAAAUAAAAAUAAAUUAGGAUUUUUAAAUCUUCUGUUAUGAAAGUAAAUUCGUAUUUCGGUAUUAGAUAUAGUGGGAACGAAAUGGUAUAGUAAAAUUAUCUUAAAAUAUUUACAUUUGAAAAAGCUUUCAGGAGGAAUGCCAACUAAGCUGCUAAAGUUCAAUACAUUCUUUUGUAAGGAACUCUCUGAAAAUAUUUACACUAUGAGAACAAAACCAUUAGACGAACAAC